Polistes canadensis is the source of this 1475-nucleotide messenger RNA. RefSeq names its product AP-3 complex subunit sigma-2 (gene or). The record is from RefSeq and is a predicted model, not a curated record. Lineage: Eukaryota; Metazoa; Arthropoda; Insecta; Hymenoptera; Vespidae. Gene Ontology annotation, biological process: Golgi to vacuole transport; intracellular protein transport. Gene Ontology annotation, cellular component: membrane coat; intracellular membrane-bounded organelle; AP-3 adaptor complex. The coding region runs from base 309 to 884 and encodes 191 amino acids. The transcript has 3 exons.
UUUAUGGUCAAAAUAUUUCCAUUUGGUACAGAUUAUAAUCAGGAUUAAUUAACGUUAUGAAAAAAUUAUAGUUUUGUGAAAAGUUCAAGUUUAAAAAUAUUAUAGUAUAAUAAAUAUUCUAAUUGAAAUUGAAUUAUAAAAGAAGUAUAACUUCAAUAAAUGUGGAUGAAUAAUGUUCCUAUUGUCUAAUAAUCUUCGAUUGUAAUCUUUUCCACGUAUAUACAACGAUUGUACAUUCUUAUAUAUAAUCUAUUGUCUAUAAUAAUAUAUAUGUAAUUAAAAAAAAAUAAUUGAUCAACUUUGUCAUCAUGAUUAAGGCUAUUUUGGUUUUUAAUAACCACGGAAAGCCACGUCUUUCAAAGUUUUAUCAAUACUUCAAUGAAGAUAUGCAACAACAGAUCAUUAAAGAGACAUUUCAACUUGUAUCGAAAAGAGACGAUAAUGUUUGCAACUUUUUGGAAGGUGGUAGCCUAAUAGGAGGAUCUGAUUAUAAAUUGAUUUAUCGUCACUAUGCCACCCUUUAUUUUGUAUUUUGCGUUGACAGUUCUGAAUCAGAACUUGGUAUUCUAGAUUUGAUACAAGUUUUUGUGGAAACAUUGGACAAAUGUUUUGAAAAUGUGUGCGAACUAGAUCUUAUAUUUCAUGUCGAUAAAGUCCAUUAUAUUCUUAAUGAAUUAGUGAUGGGUGGUAUGGUAUUAGAAACUAAUAUGACUGAAAUACUCACUAGAAUAGAGGAUCAAAACAAAUUGGAAAAACAAGAGGCGGGAAUCACAGCUGCGCCAGCGCGUGCCGUAUCAGCGGUGAAGAAUAUGAAUAUUCCUCAACAAAUAAAGGAUAUGAAGCUACCUGACUUACCACAAGCAAUAAAAGAUCUCAAAUUCUGACCAUCCAUUACGUCGUUGGCUCCCAGCUGACUACUUUCUUCUGCCAUCCCAAGUACAAGCGAUACCACUUCAAGGAUUAUCUUUCCUUCCCUUCGAGUGAAUGAAAAUGCACCAAUAUUGCCCAACACCUCGUGCACUUCGUCUCAACGAUAUCAGAGUUAAAGUGUAUAAAAACUAUUUAAAUAAUUAUCUUCUUUGCACUCUGAACAAUACUUUUGACAAAGAAAGAUAAUAUGAAUUGAUCGAAUUUCCAGACAAAUUUCUAUCGAAGACUGAAAUGAAAUUGUCUCAUAAAUGUUAAGAGAUUCGAAAAGUAUAUUGAAAUUUUGUAUUAUACAAUAUACAAAGAGAACAAGCAGUUAAUCCCUAUAUUUUUGGGAAAUACAAACUGUUCAAUACUGUUUCUGUAUAGUUCUGAAGGUACACUAAUUCUAUGUUAUUACAUACCAACUAUUGCAUUUCUCCCAUUAUUCAUAGUAAUAUAUACUUAUAUUUUGUUUAUUAAAAACACACACAACCCUUUAUAAUAUUAUUAAAAACAUUAAACAUUUAUGUUAUAAUGUAAUAAAAAUAUAUUUAAUAAACAUUUCU